Sycon ciliatum is the source of this 879-nucleotide messenger RNA. Its product is annotated as adhesive plaque matrix protein-like. The coding region runs from base 1 to 879 and encodes 292 amino acids. The record is from RefSeq and is a predicted model, not a curated record. The transcript has a single exon. Lineage: Eukaryota; Metazoa; Porifera; Calcarea; Leucosolenida; Sycettidae.
AUGUUCCACUCGCCCUGCCUACUGCCUACUUCCUACUGCCCUGCCUACUGCCCUGCCUACUGCCCUGCCUACUGCCCUGCCUACUGCCCUGCCUACUGCCCCACCUACUGCCCUGCCUACUGCCCUGCCUACUGCCCUGCCUACUGCCCUGCCUACUGCCCCACCUACUGCCCUGCCUACUGCCCUGCCUACUGCCCUGCCUACUGCCCCACCUACUGCCCUGCCUACUGCCCCACCUACUGCCCCACCUACUGCCCCACCUACUGCCCUGCCUACUGCCCUGCCUACUGCCCCACCUACUGCCCUGCCUACUGCCCUGCCUACUGCCCUGCCUACUGCCCCACCUACUGCCCUGCCUACUGCCCUGCCUACAGCCCCACCUACUGCCCUGCCUACUGCCCUGCCUACUGCCCUGCCUACUGCCCCACCUACUGCCUGCCUACUGCCCUGCCUACGGCCCCACCUACUGCCCUGCAUACUGCCCUGCCUACUGCCCCACCUACUGCCCUGCCUACUGCCCCACCUACUGCCCUGCCUACUGCCCUGCCUACUGCCCUGCCUACUGCCCUGCCUACUGCCCCACCUACUGCCCUGCCUACUGCCCUGCCUACUGCCCCACUUACUGCCCUGCCUACUGCCCUGCCUACUGCCCUGCCUACUGCCCUGCCUACUGCCCUGCCUACUGCCCCACCUACUGCCCCACCUACUGCCCCACCUACUGCCCCACCUACUGCCCUGCCUACUGCCCUGCCUACUGCCCUGCCUACUGCCCCACCUACUGCCCUGCCUACUGCCCCACCUACUGCCCCACCUACUGCCCCACCUACUGCCCCACCUACUGCCCCACCUACUGCCCCACCUACUGCCUACGGCAUUUAA